UUUUGCGGAUUCUGUUCCCAGGAGAUGUCGAUGUUUUACACAAAGGCUUCUCUCCCGGUGACGACGCUGAAGAUCAUCUUAUUUAUGAUUGUAAAUGUGUCCGACAUUAAUGGUCUGAUUCUCCCUCCAGUUACAGUCACUCUGGAUCCUGACACAGCCCAUCCCCGGCUCAUCCUGUCUGAGGACCUGACCAGUGUGAGACACGAAGACGAAGAGCAGCCGCUCCCUCACUCCCCGAAGAGGUUUAGUAACUAUCCCAUUGUCCUGGGAUCUGAGGGCUUCACAUCGGGGAGACAUUACUGGGAGGUGCAGGUGGGCAACAAGUCAAUGUGGGCUGUGGGAUUGGCCACAGAGUCUGUCAACAGGAAACAACCAAUGAGGUGGUCACCAGAGGGUGGGGUCUGGGGGGUGGAGCUGUGGGACGGGGUCUAUUAUGCUCUGACAUCACCCCCCACCCGCCUGACCCUGACAGUGAGACCCGGGAAGGUCGGGGUUUACAUGGACUAUGAGGGGGGACAGAUGUCAUUUUACAACGCUGACAACAUGGCUCAUCUCCACACUUUCACCCAAACUUUCACUGAGAAACUUUAUCCUCUGUUCAAUCUCUGGUUUGGUUCUGAACCUCUGACAAUCUGUCGGUGACGGUUAAUGAGGAGGAAAAUUAGUCCAUUAUAAUGAGGAGCAAAAACCCUCAGCCAUUAACUUGAUACAUUGGGGGUGAAAAUAUUCUUGGGGGGAGUGGGGGGGAGGGUGUGCACUUUAAAAUGGGCAUCACCCCGACCAUCACCCUAUACACACCCUCACAUUCCCCCCCCACCCCACCGU
Molecule: messenger RNA, 825 nt
Organism: Callorhinchus milii (elephant shark)
Lineage: Eukaryota; Metazoa; Chordata; Chondrichthyes; Chimaeriformes; Callorhinchidae
Product: zinc-binding protein A33-like
Exons: 1
Coding region: 25-642 (205 amino acids)
Molecular function (GO): protein binding
Source: RefSeq, a predicted model, not a curated record